UGAUUCUCUGCGUGUUUUUUCUCCUCGCAUCACCCGCAUCAUGAGUUACCAUAGCGACGUUUACUCCACGAGUUCCUACCGGAAGUUCUUCGGGGACUCCUCACGAUUGUCUGCUCCCCCGACCCCCCGGUCCUCUGCGGGUUACCGGGUGUAUGAAGGCGGGUACCGGAGCCGGGCGUCCCCCGGUUUGGCCUCCUCGGCGCCGGACGCGGAUCUCGCACACAUGGCUGCUUCGGCCACCGAGCUGAAGAUCGUGCGCACAAACGAGAAGGAGCAGCUGCAAGGCCUUAACGACCGGUUCGCAGCCUUCAUCGAGCGCGUGCGCGAGCUCGAGCAGCAGAACCGCGCGCUCGAGGCCGAGGCGGAGUCGCUGCGCCGCAGUCUGGGCUCCGAGCCCGCGCGUCUGCGCGACCUUUACGAGCGCGAGCUGCGAGAACUGCGCGAACGCGCCGACCAGUUGGAGCGCGACCGCAGCCGCGCGCAGCUCGAGAACGCGCACCUCGCCGAGGCGCUUGCGCGCGUCCAGGAAAAGCUGCGCGAGGAGAGCCGCCUGCGCGACGAGGCCGAGAGAGAGCUGCAGUGCUGCCGCAAGGAGGCGGAGGACGGAGCGCUGCACCAGCACGAGCUCCAGAAGAAGGUGGAGUCUCUGAUGCACGAGAUCGACUUCGCACGAAAAGUGCACGAUGAAGAAGUGCGCGAGCUGCAAGCGUCACUACAAGCCUCCCAGGUAUGUGUGGAGAUGGAUUUGAGUAAACCCGACCUCACUGUGGCUCUGAAGGACAUCCGGUCACAGUACGAGAUUUUGUCAUCACGAAACCAGCAGCAGGCCGAGGACUGGUACCGAUCCAAGUUCGCCAGUGUGACUGAGGUGACUGCACGUGACGCCAACGCCAUUAAAGUGACCAGAGAUGAGCUGAGCACAUGUCGGCGCCAGGUUCAGGCACGUACGCUGGAGAUCGAAGCGCUACGCAAUCACAACGACUCACUGGAGCGACAGCUUGCAGAGAUGGAGGAUCGCCACAGCUCUGAGAUCGGAGAGCUGCAGGAGACGAUCGCUCAGCUAGAAGACGCUCUGCACAGCACUAAAGGAGAAAUGUCCCGCCACCUGCGCGAGUAUCAGGACCUGCUGAACGUCAAGAUGGCACUGGACAUCGAGAUCGCGGCCUACAGGAAGCUGCUAGAGGGAGAAGAGUGCCGUCUGGGCAAUGUGGGCGUGGCCUCAAUCCAGCCCGCCUACUCUGCUGUUUCCUAUACGGCAGGACGCGCAUACACCCUGGGUGCCUACAGGAGGGGUGUGGCCAAGCCUGAGAGUGAGGAAGAAGAGGACAAGAAUGAAGAGAUGGAGAAGGAAGAGGAAGAAGAAGCAGAAGAAGAAGUAACAGCUGAAGGAGAAGAAGAAGGAGGAGAAGAAGAAGAAGAAAAAGAAGAAGGAGGAGAAGAAGAAGAAGCUGAAGAGGAAGCAGCUGAAGAGGAAGUAGGAGAAGAAGAGCAGGAGGAAAAGGAUGAAAAGGAGGGGGAGGGGGGUGAGGAUGAAGAAGAAGGAGGAGAUGAAGGGGAGAAAAGAGAGGAAGAAGAACAGGGUAAAGAAGAGGAGGUGGUGAAGGAAGAGAAGGAAGAGAAGAAGGAGCCAGAAGAAGAGAAGAAGAAGGACAAGGAGAUGGAGAAAGAGAAGAAGAGCGAAGACAAAGGGGGCGAGGUUAAGACCGAGAGUAAACCCGAGAGUAAACCCGAGAGCAAGGCUGAGAGCAAGGAUGAGAGCAAGGAUGAGAAAACUGAAAGCAAUAAAGGAGACAAGAGCAAGUAAAGACACACCCUCUAUAGCCGUCCCCACACACACUCACACAAACACACACAGUCAUACUCCAUCGUCAUCAUCCGUUUACAAAGCAGUCUCCAUGGUGACCACACAGAUCUCCACAGUAGCUGCACUUGCUUCAUGUACUGACCGCUGAAUGUUCAGAGCCUUAACGUAGCGAGAGUUAAUUAUGUACUGUAAUGAUCAGAAGCCCAGUUCUGGGUAAGACAUGGACAAACCAUCCAGCAGAUGUUUCAGCCUCCUCGGGUGGGGUCAGAACGUUUAGCCGCUACGCGAGUAGAAACGACUCCGUCACUGUGUUGUAGAUCCGCGAGUUGCUAUAGUUACAGCAUGCGCUUGUUUCUCUUCUACCAACACAAAGAAGUUUCAGGUAGAACUUUCACCAAAUCACAUUGUGACAAAAUAUCGGUGCUAAUCUGAGGUUAAACAUUACACAAACGUCAUGAGGUCAUUUUUUAAAUAGCUAGAAAUAACAUUACUAUUCAUGAAGCUGUCCAGAAUUAUGUAACAUCAGUCGAUAAGCGUUUAAUCUUUACAAUUUUCUCACAAACAUAAAAGAAGUAACGUAAACGAUUUACGGAGAAGCCCAGAAACAGCUAAUUUUACAAAUUUCAUACAAAUCCUACUUUCCUCAUUUAAAUAACAUUAACUAGCGUUCAUCUUGUUGGCUAACUUACUACAUAAUGAUGAUACAGAUAAAUUCUGAAGUCAUUUAUAACUAGCUAAUACUAAUUUAUUUACUCAUUUUUACUCCAGGGAGUCAGCUUUUCCCCUUCAAAUAACGUUAGCUAGUUUACAUUUUCCUCGGUCAAAUGACAUUAUUAUGUAAUAUUUACGUAACAUUUACAUAAUAAUUAUGAAGUAGCCCAAAAUGAGGCAAUGUAAAAAUCCAAACCCCAAAAAAAUCCAAUUCCCGUUCGUGAGCGAGCGUUAAAAAACUAAACAGAAAUGCCAGUAAAUAAACUGAGCUGACCAACUAAAUUAAAAUGAAACAAAAAUUGGAUUUAUUUUUUGUCAAAUUGUUCCUUUGAAUGUCUUUAAUCUUUGAAAUCCUUGAAAUCUUUAAAGUCAUAGCGGAGAUCGAUGUGACGUUUUCUCGUCCUCUCGCUCGUCUGCUAUGUAUUUCAUCACAACACUUAAUCUAUAGCUGAACUGUUUCGAGGACUUUGCGGAAUGUAGAUUUGAGCUCUUGCAUUUUUGCAUCUAAUCAAUUCAAGACUUAAUGAUGUAAAGAUUUUAGAGCGUUUGCUGCUAUUUACUGUUUAACUUCAUAUUUAGGCCAUCCUUAAAAAUAUUUUGGUUUGCAGUAACAGUAAAAAAAAAAAAAUGGGUCGGUAGGUACAGUAGGUCUAUAUUUUUUUUAAGUUUCAAUGUAAUUUUGCUGAUGGUGAUUACGUAGGUAUGACUUUAAACAAAUUAGCAUAUCGUGACGUCACUGACUGGGUCUUCAACCCAUGCCUUCGGGCGCAUCAUUGCAAACCUUAUUUUGAUGCUGGACAGUUUUUCCAGAACUUCGUGCCAAGUUAAAGCGGUGUCGAGCUGUUUUAAUGAAUUUUUUAGAUGUAUUAUGGUGCCCGAACCCGUUAAUAUUAUUUUAUUGCUUUUGUAUUAGAUGUUUGAAGAGUAAAAAAAAAAUUGGUCGGUCUUAACGCAAAUUUACAACCGGCAAGUCAGUCGGACUUAAAGCAAAAAAAAUAAAAAAUUGAGUCGGUCCUAAAUUGACAGGGUCGGUCGGGUUACGGCAAACAAGAAUAUUUUUAAGGAUGUCCUCAUCAUGUAUGUUUAUUUUCCUGUGAAAAACCGCCGCCUCCUGUUGACUUCAAGUGAAUCAGCUGUUCAAGAACAAAGUAGAAACUAUUUAAAAUCUCAGAUUGUCGCCACAUCCUCACAAAAGCACAAGCAUAAGGAUGUUUUCUGGGAAGCUACGUUUAAAAAUAACCUGCUGAAAGUGUUUUAAGACGCAGCGUUUGGUUUUGACAGAAUGAAACUCUCUGUACAUGACAGACACACAGAGAGACUGUCUCCAGGUUACAGCCAGUAGAUGAGACUAUUAACCCACACACACACACACACACACACACACACACACACACACACACACAGCUGACUAACACCCAUAACACACCAGCGUUAGCCUCACAAUAAACACUUGCAUCCUAGAAGGGGGUGUGGCCUUUAUUACUAGCAAACUUAUGGAAGGAGGUGUGGCCUCUACACCUGUCAGUGCCAGUAAAGGAGGCGUGGCCUUUUCCAGUAAAGGAUUCAUGGCCUUUUUCCCAGUAAAGGAGGUGUGGCCUUUGUUCCUGUCAGUCCCAGUAAAGGAGGCGUGGCCUUUGUUCCUGUCAGUCCCAGUAAAGGAGGCGUGUCCCAGUUAAACACUAUUCCAGAUAAAAUCACACAGUUUGCACUUGACAUGGCACUAAAGCAGCGUUACACAGCGUGUCACAUUCCAUCAUCUGCUGUAAAUGUUUAUGUCGACAGGAGGUUCAGUUUAUCUGCAUGGUCUAACUUUAGAGCUUGCUGUAAGAAAACUGAUUGGAAAAAAAAUUGUGUGUGUGAAUAAAGAGAUAAAGUGUGCACUGGAAUUGCCUUAAAGCUGAAUGAAAUGCUUCACACUGUACCUGAAGGAGAGCUGUUAGUC
Tachysurus vachellii is the source of this 4457-nucleotide messenger RNA. It is a transcript of the gene neff1, whose product is annotated as neuronal intermediate filament family member 1. The coding region runs from base 41 to 1804 and encodes 587 amino acids. NCBI's taxonomy places the organism in Eukaryota, Metazoa, Chordata, Actinopteri, Siluriformes, Bagridae. The record is from RefSeq and is a predicted model, not a curated record. The transcript is spliced from 4 exons.